GCCUAGAGCUGGAGAUAGCCCACACACACAGAGACCAAGUUAACAGGACACUGACUACAACACAAGUAUACCUCAGACUGAGUCCUCUCUUGGCCCAGGUUUGGCCAGUCCUCCCUCUCUCUGAGUAGAGGCAGUGGUGGUGGAGCACAGCUGAUGUUGAGGAGAGAGGCAGUGGUGGUGGAGCAUAGCUGAUGUUGAGGAGAGAGGCAGUGGUGGUGGAGCACAGCUGAUGUUGAAGAGAGAGGCAGCAUGUGUGAAGGCUGUUCUCUAACGGACUAUCUUCAGCUUUAUAGAGAGGCCAGGUCAAGCACCCCUGAGCCUUGGAUCUUUCCUCAUCUUAACCAGCAGUAUAACAGCCCGAUGGGACUAACUGCUCCUACUCCUCUAUGCCUCUGAGAUCCUCUGUGUUCUCCUCCACUUUUUUCACAGCCUGUGGCAGUAUUUGCUUUCCACAGAGAUGGACAGCUGCUCAGUCUAGACUUAUAAUCAUUGUUGGAUCUGUGGAUUGACUGUGAAGCCACAAAUUCAACUGACUUUAUCAAGAUUAAGGUCCUUGUUUUGGAGACAGGCCCGGAUCUGACACCAUAGAGACCUAGAGAUGUGAUGACCAGAGAAGUCGUCAAAACAGAAGAACUCAUAAUAUUGUUGGUGGAUGGUGUCAACCAAACAGAGGUCAAAAUGGAACCAAUUAGAAAAGACAUGGAGCUGCUAAGUAACAGCAUGGCGAGCUAUGCUCACAUCAAAGCCAACCCAGAGAGCUUGGCAUUGUACUUCAUGAUGGGUGUGUGUUUUGGCCUGCUCCUGGCCCUGUGCCUCCUGGUCACUGGCAUCGCCUGUAGCACACGUCGUGAUCGCACCAAGAACAAGAACACUCCCCACUCCCUAGAGAGGAGACAACUGAAGUCUAGUGAAGAAGAUGAGGAACAGGAGAAAGUGGAUGAAGGGGAGGAGGUUGAGAUCCCUAAAUUAACUACGGUGCCUAUGAGCAACCUCAGCAGCCAAUCAAAUGGUACUUUGAGGAGCGUGAACGUGUUUGCGUCGGCAGAUGAGCUGGAGAGGGCUAGGCAACUGGAGGAGAGGGAGCACAUCAUCAGAGAAAUCUGGAGAAACGGGCAGCCUGAUAUAAUGGCCACUGGGACAGGGACCAUCGGACGGGUACACUACCUCUAAAGGACCUAAAGUGACUCAAUGACCUACCAGACAGAGACUGUAGUGGACUUUACUGGGCAGGCACAGAUUCACCUUCAUCUUUUCAUUCAAUGUGUAUUUUCAACAUUUUUCAUUAAUGUAUGACUAUGGUAAAUGUGUUGCACAAUACAAUGUACGCUUUCAUGUUUAUACUUCAAUGAGUGUCCAUAUACAUUUUUUUUUUGGUAAUAAAAAGUAGAAUUUCAUGA
Messenger RNA from Oncorhynchus masou masou (cherry salmon), 1397 nucleotides. RefSeq names its product protein eva-1 homolog B-like. NCBI's taxonomy places the organism in Eukaryota, Metazoa, Chordata, Actinopteri, Salmoniformes, Salmonidae. The coding region runs from base 604 to 1170 and encodes 188 amino acids. The record is from RefSeq and is a predicted model, not a curated record. The transcript has 4 exons.